AUGAACGAAAUAGGGAAAUUCUUGGUGGCUUCGCAAAAGCGCCGACGAGGGCGGGGGUGGUCAGCAAGUCGAGCAAUAUCAUGCCAGCUGUGCCUCGAAAUCAUGACGAUGGAUGGCGAUGGCGAUGGCGAUGGGGAUGGGGAUGGGGAUGAGAAUGGGGAUGGCGAUGGGGAUGACGAUGGGUAUGAGAAUGGGGAUGGAGAUGGCGAUGGGGAUGGGGAUGGGGAUGGGGAUGGGGAUGGGGAUGAGGAUGGCGAUGGGGAUGACGAUGGGGAUGGUGAUGGGGAUGGCGAUAGGGAUGGUGAUGGGAUGCUCACGCAAGGCGGCAUCAUGGCUUCCGUGCGGCGACUCCUGGCUCUCGUGCUGCUUGCGCUCGUCGCCACGGCCAUCCUCGCGGAAGCCGCCAGCAAGACCCACUCGCAGCGGACGGCAGGCGAAGCGAAGAGCAAGGCCACAAUCAAUAAGCGGCCGGGCAGCUCGGGUGCUACCGGAUCGACGUUUGAAAAGAAAGCAGCCCGCUCGCAGCAGCCAGCAGUGAAGAUGGGUGGGGGCAAGCGGCAGGGGCAGCAAGAGACGACGGGCGUGAAGCAGCAGAAAUCGUUGGAUGGCCACAUGAUGACAGAGAACGGAACUCGUGUGGUGGCAGGGAAGGGGCACGCGAAUGGCACGAGGCACGCGAAUGGAACGAGCACGGGCAGGCGGUGGGACGGCAGUGGGCAUGGCCACGCCGUGAACGGCACUGACGGUCGCGCCAGGCCGCAGCGGGGGGGUGCUGCUGGCGCUGGCGGCCGUGCCGGUGCUGCUGGCGGCCUGCGCAAGGAGGGCGGCGGUGCUGGUAGCAGGCGUGGCGUGCGUGGAGGCAGUGUGAUUGGUGAGUAUGAUCACACGACUGCUGCUGACGUCUUAUUGAUCGCCAACAAAUCUAGUGGUGUGGUGGGGGCACGGAUGAGUGGGGCGCAGAUGGUGGGGUCAGCAGGCAUGGCGAAUGCCACUGGGAGGGUGGAGCUGAGGCUUGUCAAGACGGCCACGGACAUGGACGUGCACUACUCUCUCUCCCUCGCGCACCUCUCCUCCCCCUCCCCUCCCACCGCCGCCUCCAUCCGCGCAGGGCCCGCCUCCUCCCCCUCUGGUGCGCUGCUGCUCACCUUCCCCGCCUCCGCGUGGACCAACACCACCCGCACCCGCCCCUUCCGUCGCGCCACAAACGCCACCGCUGCUGCCCCCCCUGUGGCUGCGCGCUUCAGCUACGGCGCCAGGGGCGUGUGGGGCAACGCGUCGUCCCUCUCUGCUGCUGCGGGUGGCUCGGUGGCUGCUGCUGUGAGCAGCAUUCUCGCUGCCCCCGCCUCCUUCCACGCUCUCAUCGCCACCUCCACGUUCCCCCAGGGGGCUGUGCGCCGGCAGAUGGCCAACAUGACCCGUGGAGGGGAGUAG
This is a messenger RNA of Closterium sp. Yama58-4, 1431 nucleotides long. Lineage: Eukaryota; Viridiplantae; Streptophyta; Zygnematophyceae; Desmidiales; Closteriaceae. The record is from the annotation of a GenBank genome assembly.